Messenger RNA from Dissoconium aciculare CBS 342.82, 1323 nucleotides. RefSeq lists its product as uncharacterized. Gene Ontology annotation, biological process: carbohydrate derivative metabolic process. The record is from RefSeq and is a predicted model, not a curated record. The coding region runs from base 30 to 1178 and encodes 382 amino acids. The transcript has a single exon. Gene Ontology annotation, molecular function: carbohydrate derivative binding. Lineage: Eukaryota; Fungi; Ascomycota; Dothideomycetes; Mycosphaerellales; Dissoconiaceae.
UAGAUCUCACAACAUCACAUUCCACACACAUGGCCACAGCACUAGUCAUGGCUGACAAGAUAGUCAGCCCACAGCUCGACAUGAAGCCAUCCGCCGCGCUGCCAGCACACAGAUCUGUCAAGCGACGAAGGCAACAGCCUUCAAUGACUCUCCUCCCAAGCCCCGAGGAAUCUCCCGCCUCGCCGGUAGGCCAGACUUCAGAAUUGAAUGAGAUCCCACUCCUUGACUCCCUCGACCCUCUCGAGAAGAACAACGCCCAAAGCCAAGAACAAGCCUCCGAGGCCGAGCAAUCCGCCCGCCUCCUCACCCUCGCCACCCACGUCCUCAGCACCGAAGCCACCGCCCUGAACCACCUCACCACAACCUACCAAACCACCCCGAGCGCCCGCACCGCCCUCCUCUACGCAACGCGCGCCAUCCUCCGCGCCCACGCCAACCACGGCCGCGCCAUCAUCUCCGGCGUGGGCAAGAGCGGCUACAUCGGGCAGAAGCUGUGCGCGACGCUCAAAAGCCUCGGCGUCGGCGCAAGUUUCAUGCACGCGUGCGAAGCCGCGCACGGCGACCUCGGCGACGUCUCCCGCGACGGCCGCGACGUCAUCGUCUUCGUCACCUUCUCCGGCCGCACGCCCGAGCUGAUGAACCUCGUCCCGCACCUGCCGCGGGGCACCGACAUCGUCGCGCUCUCGGGCUCCGACGGCGGCGUGGACGGCUGUGCCAUCCUGCGGGAGCGGCGGAAGAGAUUGUCCGAGGAAGACCGCGAUGACACUGCAGGGAGCUCCGGCGACAAAGUCGGCGAGACCAUCCUCCUCCCCGCGCCCAUCCACGAGAAAGAGGAGCUUUCCUUCGGCGUGUGCGCGCCCACGACUUCCACAACCGUCGCGCUCGCCGUCGCGGACAUGCUCGCGAUCACCGUCGCGGAGGAGUUGCACCGUUGCGAGGCCGGAGGCGACAGUCGUACCAAGGCUGUCUUCCGACGGAAUCAUCCCGGCGGUGCCAUCGGCAUGAUGCCGAUCCCGCCGGUCGUCGCCGCCGCCGCGGGCGCGGUUGCUGUUGCGCAGCCUUGCAUUGAUACCGGCAAGGUCGGCGGCGCCAAGCGGGCACGGGAGGACGAUGAGGAGGAGGAAAAUGGAGUGACGGAGUUGCCCUCGCCGUAUCCUUCUGGUGAGGACGAUCGUUGACCGAUCGGUUUCGAGGCGAGAGAAGUCGACGUUUGGUUGUCUAGCUUUUCUUCGCUUACGUCGAGGUUUUUGAUUUCUUUUUGGUUACGUUGAGAUGAGAUGCUUGGAGGAAAUAGCAUCCAAACAUGAUGACGACGAUAGCGCA